GUUCGUAUGAAUGUGUGUAUUUGUUUUUAUAUAUGUUUGUGCUAUGUUUGUUCGUUGUUCCUUCUGAGCGACCGUAGUUUUGGAGAGUAACCGGAAAUGGGUAAGUCCGAGCGGGACGCUUUGAAACUCCAGCAAGUUCGCUGAGUUUGUUUACCCGAUUCUACUGCAAAUGCAGUAUUGAAACAUGUACAGGCACAGAUAACAGACUGUGCUUCAUGUGAGGGUUCGAUGCCUACCAGCUGAGCUCUGUCGGGGCCUGUUAGAGACACCAGUGAUAAGCGCCAGGACCGACGUCAGUCAAGGUCAGCCUUUUGGUGAUCUGAACACGAGAACAGACCAAGAGUAAUUAGUUUGGUGGUGAAAGAAGGGGAACUCAACCGUGGUCAUCAGCCGACACUACAACAAUGACUGUUGCCGGAGGCCGCACUGGAAAUGUAUUUCCACCUUCCAGUUACCAGGAGUGUGGUAACUAUAUGUACAUAUUGGUACUAUACACCAAUCUAGUGUCCUGUGUGGAACUUGUCCUUUGUGGAACUUGGUGUCCUGUGUGGACAUUGAUCAGAGUCAUCUGAUUGCUAAGUUUUAGCAGAACAUAUUGUUAUUGGAGCCGAGGAGACUUACAAUAGAGUCCAGGAGAACUGUAACUACCUCAGGGUGCAGCAGAGACUUUUUGUGUAGUUUAUAGGAUCAUUAUGUGUGAAACUGUGUGGAUGUGAGUGUGAUUUGUUUAUGUUGUAAAUAAAUUGUAAAUAUGUAUUCGAAAUCUUGUUUUCAUUUGCCGUGUAACUACUCGACGCUCAUCCUACGUUACAAAAUUGGUGGCAGCGGUGGGAUGACUUCCGUGUUGUUAUUCGGGAUUUGAAUCCAGGUUUUUGUACUUCUUGUAUGUUAGGUUAUUUACUAGAUAUUUGUUCUUGUUUUGGGCAAUACUGAAGACUGCUAUUUCCUUUUUCAAAACAUGUCCUUUGUUGACUUCAUGGAAGCUUCGGUGGAUUAACCGUCUAGGUAAGUACCAGGAAAAAAGAAACGAGAAGAGCAGAAGCACGCGGGUAGUCUUUAAGGUUGGUAAGUAUAUGUCCAUGUUUUUUGUUGUAUUGUAUUGUCAGUAGUCCUUUACAUUGUUGUUGUACCUGUAGCUACCAACAUGUCGUCACUACAAGAUCUUAUAGCUCGUGGGAGGGAAAUGAAGUAUGAGGGAGAAGCUUUACAGAAGUUCGUCAGCGAGCAACAAGCCCAAGAGAGAGAUGAGCGAGAGAAGGAAAGAACAUUCAGAUUCGAGAUGGAGAAGAAGAAUCUACUGUUGGAACAGGCUAAGAUAGAAGCUGAGCGGGAAGUACGAGCGGAAGCACGAAUGGAACAGGAGCACAAGUGGAAACUGGAGAUCCUACAAGCUGGAGGUGGAGAGGAGAAACCCAGUACUCUUACUCCAAGGGAUUCGUCUAUGAAACGGGGACCUAAGUUACCAGCAUUCGAUGAGACUCGCGACAAUAUGGAUGCCUACCUACAGAGGUUUGAACGAUAUGCUGAGGCACAGAGAUGGGAGCGAGGCAAUUGGGGAGCGAACCUCAGUGCUCUGUUGAGGGGAAAAGCAUUAGAUGUGUUUUCUCGUCUGCCAGUGGAAAAAGCCCUAGACUUUGAUGAGUUGAAAAACGCGCUCUUACUUAGAUUUGAGAUGACGGAGGAAGGUUUUAGGAAAUCGUUCCGAACAGCUAGACCCGAGGGAGGAGAGACGUUCUCACAAUUUGCUACACGCUUGCAAAGUUAUGCCGAGAGAUGGAUUGAACUGAGUAAGACAGAAAAAAACUACGAGAAGCUGAGAGAUCUCAUGCUGAGGGACCAGUUCAUUCACUGUUGUGGUCAGGAUCUUUCCCUAUUUCUGAAGGAGAGAACACCAUCUUCAAUUACAGCGAUGGCUAAACUAGCGGACCAGUUCGUAGAAGCACGGGGAACGAAGGCGAACCAAGUGAUCUCUAGGGGACAGAAGUCAGGUUCCAGUAAGCUACAGAGUUCCAGUCCUGCUGAUACGUCUACGUCAAAGCCUUCAGCUAAAGAUAGGAAAUGCUACAACUGUGGGAAACCGGGUCAUCUAUCAUACGAGUGUCGUGCAAAGAAGAAUGGUUCUGGACACAAAGUUGCAGCUAUUGUGGAAGAACGACAUGGUAAAGAGACUGAGGGUGACUUGACGAAAGCAUGUAAGAAGAAAUAUAGGAAACCAGCGGGGAGUGAGUUUCACAACAAGAAUGACUUGGCAACUCUAAGCAUGUCCUGUGAUGUGAACAGCUCUAGAUCUACGGCCAUGCCAGUUGUGAAAGGGUGUGCUGGAAAGUAUUGUGUAACAGUGCUUCGAGAUACAGGAUGUAGCGGUGUCGUGGUAAGGAAAUGUCUCGUCGACAAGGAUAGUUUUACUGACAGAGUUCAAGUUUGCACUUUCGCCGAUGGAUCAAGAUUAGAAACACCUAUUGCUAUAGUGGAAGUGGAUUCGCCUUAUUUCAGAGGAACAACUGAAGCGUGGGCACUGGAAACUCCACUGUAUGACUUGAUUAUAGGUAAUAUUUAUGGUGCAUUACCUCCUGACCAACCAGACAAGAACUGGAAGAUGAAGGGUUCUAAUGUUCAAACGGUAGAGACACGCGCUCAGAUGAAGAAGAAAGGGAUUGCUUGCAGACCAUUGAAGGUGCCUGAUUUGAUGACGGAUAUAGGCAAUGUAGAAGAUUUGAAAGAAGAGCAACAGAAAGACCCCACAUUGGAGAAGUUCAGGAAGUUGGCGUCCGCCGAAGAAACCUAUGAGCGAGAUGAUGGGGGCUCAUCUACUAUCUUUUAUAAAAAGGGUGUAAUGUACCGGAAGUUUAAAAGUCCGAGAGUGAGGAAUGGCAUGACUUUCCGGCAACUGAUUGUUCCAGAAAAGUAUCGAGAGAUGGUGAUGAGACUGGCGCAUGAAUCCAUCAUGUCGGGGCAUUUAGCGGCUAAGAGGACUACCAACAGAGUUCUUUGGGAGUUCUUCUGGCCUGGUGUUCAAGCGGAGGUGAUUCGGUUUUGCAAAUCCUGUGAUAUCUGUCAGCGGACAUUUCCGAAGGGGAGAGUUCCCAAAGCUCCUUUGGGUGACAUGCCUCUCAUCGAUACCCCAUUCAAGAGGAUUGCGGUGGAUCUGAUCGGACCACUGGAACCAGCUACAGAGCGUGGAAACCGAUAUAUUUUGACAGUCGUGGACUAUGCCACUCGUUAUCCUGAAGCGGUUGCACUAAAGAGUAUAGAGACUGAGAGAGUUGCGGAGGCACUCAUAGAUAUCUUUAGCAGAGUGGGGAUCCCUUCUGAAAUGUUAACUGAUCAGGGUGCGCAAUUUACGUCGGAGUUGAUGCGAGAAGUAAGUCGACUGCUGUCAAUCAGACAGCUUACCACUUCGCCAUACCAUCCCAUGUGCAACGGUUUAGUGGAAAGGUUCAAUGGUACCCUUAAACAGAUGUUGCGCAAGAUGAGUGCAGAGCGACCUAAGGAUUGGGACAGAUUUAUUAAUGCCCUACUUUUUGCCUACCGUGAGGUUCCACAAGAAUCACUGGGAUUUUCACCGUUUGAGUUGCUGUACGGUAGAGCAGUAAGGGGUCCAAUGAUGAUUCUGAGGGAGCUUAUGACGAAAGAUAUACCAGACGAGGAAGUGAAAACAACGUAUCAGUACGUUAUGGAUUUACGAGAGAGGAUCGAAGAAACCUGUAGUAUAGCAGCGGAUCAUCUUAAGGAUGCCAAGUUCAAACAAAAGAAGUACUUUAACAGGAGAGCGAGACAGCGAAACUUAAAGGCGGGUGAUAAGGUAUUGGUGCUCCUUCCUACAAAGGCAAACAAACUUCUGAUGCAAUGGAGAGGACCUUAUGAAGUUGUUGAGAAAGUUGGACCAUCAGACUAUCGUGUCAACCGAGAUGGAAAGGUUAAAGUACUCCAUAUUAAUCUGCUGAAAAAGUAUGAGAUCCGUAGGAAGAACCAACAAGAUCUUGCGGCAGUGUCUAUUGAAGGAGCUUUUGCUUGUGUAAUGUCGAUGGUUAUUGACGAAGAUGAGAUCAAAGAAACUGAUUUCAACCAGGUUUUGGAGACUAUUCCUUGUGACAAAGGAAAGGAAGGGAUCGAAGAUGUUGAAAUUGCGGACAGCCUGUCACAAGAACGGAGGAGUGAGGUGCAGAGGUUAUUGACCGGUUAUAAGGAUGUGUUGACUGAUCAUCCAGGAAGAACAGUUCUUGCGGAGCAUGAUAUUGUCACUACAACAACUGAGCCGGUGCAUGUGAAACCCUAUCCUUUGCCAUUUAACACCAAAGAGGUCAUAAAGAAGGAAGUAGACAAGAUGCUUGAAAUGGGGGUGAUUGAGCCAUCAUCGUCGCCUUAUUCAGCGCCGGUGGUGAUUGUGAAAAAGAAAGACGGCACCAACCGAUUUUGCAUUGACUUCAGGAGAUUGAACCGAGUGACUGUAUUUGAUGCAGAACCAAUGCCAAAUACGGAAGACAUCUUUUCGAGACUUGCUGGUGCCCGGUUCUUUUCUAGACUUGACCUCAGCAAAGGUUACUGGCAGGUGCCUAUGUCAGACAAAGCCAAGCCGAUGACAGCAUUUGCUACACCACAGGGAUUAUUUCAAUUCCGGGUAAUGCCAUUCGGAUUGGUGAACGCUCCAGCGACUUUCAGCCGUAUGAUGAGGAAGUUGUUAGCAGAAAUGAAACAUCUUGAGAAUUUCAUAGAUGAUAUUCUCAUCUACACAUCCACGUGGGAGAAACACUUGGAUGUUUUGAAGGAGUUGUUUUCCCGUCUACGUAAUGCAGGACUGACUGCUAGACCCAGCAAGUGUGCAUUAGGUUUUGGAAGUUUAUCGUGCCUUGGUCAUGUGGUGGGUUUAGGUGGACUUGAACUGGAACAGUCAAAAGUGAAAGCCAUUGAGGAAGCGCCAAGACCAGUCACAAAGAAGCAAGUGCGUUCAUUCUUGGGAUUGGCGGGGUUUUAUAGAAAAUUCAUUCCAAACUUUGCCGCCAUCAGUGUACCACUGACCGACUUGACAAAGAAGGGUGGUGCUAACAAAGUCGUAUGGGGGGAAAGUCAAGAGAUUGCCUUCAAUACCUUGAAAAAAAUGCUAACCGCGGGACCGGUAUUGAAGCUUGCUGAUCUUGAACAGGACUUUAUUCUUCGCACCGACGCAUCCGAUACGGGACUGGGUGCUGUUCUUUUGCAGGAGGACAACGAUAAGAAGUUGCCUGUAGCUUACGCGAGCAAGAAACUCUUACCCAGGGAAAGGAAUUAUGCGAUAGUGGAAAAGGAGUGUUUGGCUAUCGUUUGGGGAAUCCAGAAAUUCGAACCGUACUUGUAUGGAAGAGAGUUUAUUUUGGAAACUGAUCAUCAACCCCUUACCUACCUUCAUCGUUCAAGGACUGCCAACGCAAGACUAAUGCGUUGGGCGCUGUUACUGCAGCCGUACCGAUUCCGGAUUCGAGCGAUAAAGGGUGUGGACAAUGUCGGAGCCGAUUACCUGAGCAGGAUCUGAGACAUUCAUACUCCGUGAAUGUUGUAAAAGUGUUACCACUUUUUUCCGGAACGGGGGGAAUUUUGUCACGUUCGUAUGAAUGUGUGUAUUUGUUUUUAUAUAUGUUUGUGCUAUGUUUGUUCGUUGUUCCUUCUGAGCGACCGUAGUUUUGGAGAGUAACCGGAAAUGGGUAAGUCCAAGCGGGACGCUUUGAAACUCCAGCAAGUUCGCUGAGUUUGUUUACCCGAUUCUACUGCAAAUGCAGUAUUGAAACAUGUACAGGCACAGAUAACAGACUGUGCUUCAUGUGAGGGUUCGAUGCCUACCAGCUGAGCUCUGUCGGGGCCUGUUAGAGACACCAGUGAUAAGCGCCAGGACCGACGUCAGUCAAGGUCAGCCUUUUGGUGAUCUGAACACGAGAACAGACCAAGAGUAAUUAGUUUGGUGGUGAAAGAAGGGGAACUCAACCGUGGUCAUCAGCCGACACUACAACAAUGACUGUUGCCGGAGGCCGCACUGGAAAUGUAUUUCCACCUUCCAGUUACCAGGAGUGUGGUAACUAUAUGUACAUAUUGGUACUAUACACCAAUCUAGUGUCCUGUGUGGAACUUGUCCUUUGUGGAACUUGGUGUCCUGUGUGGACAUUGAUCAGAGUCAUCUGAUUGCUAAGUUUUAGCAGAACAUAUUGUUAUUGGAGCCGAGGAGACUUACAAUAGAGUCCAGGAGAACUGUAACUACCUCAGGGUGCAGCAGAGACUUUUUGUGUAGUUUAUAGGAUCAUUAUGUGUGAAACUGUGUGGAUGUGAGUGUGAUUUGUUUAUGUUGUAAAUAAAUUGUAAAUAUGUAUUCGAAAUCUUGUUUUCAUUUGCCGUGUAACUACUCGACGCUCAUCCUA
Molecule: messenger RNA, 6380 nt
Organism: Mizuhopecten yessoensis (Yesso scallop)
Lineage: Eukaryota; Metazoa; Mollusca; Bivalvia; Pectinida; Pectinidae
Exons: 3
Coding region: 1145-5506 (1453 amino acids)
Biological process (GO): DNA integration
Molecular function (GO): nucleic acid binding; zinc ion binding
Source: RefSeq, a predicted model, not a curated record